Jatropha curcas is the source of this 1701-nucleotide messenger RNA. RefSeq names its product Sucrase/ferredoxin-like family protein. Lineage: Eukaryota; Viridiplantae; Streptophyta; Magnoliopsida; Malpighiales; Euphorbiaceae. The record is from RefSeq and is a predicted model, not a curated record.
UCUCCCUCAGCGAUGCAGGGCCCAUUAUACAAAAAAUAAACCCAAAUCAAAUGAUGCGCAUUGCGCACCCUGCCCGCUCUUUCGUACAUUUCGCACACCAUUUGUCUUCUCCAAAAAGAUUUCUCUCAUUUUACUCUGUUCGAUCACAAGUUCCGCGAACCCUAGCUCUGACCAGAAGAAGGCCUGGAACGAUCUUAUCCUCUAUUAAACCAAUGGCGGAUACAGAGAACGUUUCGACGGCUAUAUUAGCCGAAGAGGACUCGAAAUUCGGCUUCACUCGACCGGAGAUGUACACGAGCAAUCUCGCCGGUACUGUGGGUCAGUACGACCGACACAUGUUCCUCUGCUUCAAGAGCCCCGAAGAAUGGCUUCCACGUGUUGAGGAAUCCGAAACUGAUCCCCUUCCUAAGCUUUUCUCUUCUGCUAUCAAAGCUCGUAAAAACGAUAUAACUCUUAAGACGAAUUUUACAAUAUGCGAGGGACGCGAGGGGACUGAGUUUGAGAGCGGAGACGUGUUGAUAUUUCCUGAUAUGAUCAAAUACAAGGGUUUGAAGGACUCAGAUGUUGAUGCUUUUGUUGAUGAAGUGCUUGUGAAUGGAAAGCCAUGGGCUUCUGGGGUGCAGGAGGUGCUGUCUGGUUCAUAUGUCUUUGUGUGUGCUCAUGCUAGUCGUGAUAAAAGAUGUGGCGUUUGUGGACCUGUUCUUAUUGAAAAGCUCAAAGAGGGGACUGAAUCUCGUGGACUGACAGAUCAGGUGUUCGUUAGUGCAUGCUCUCAUAUUGGGGGACAUAAAUAUGCUGGGAACGUGAUCAUCUAUAGUCCAGACUCAGAGGGGAAAGUUAUGGGUCACUGGUAUGGCUAUGUUACUCCUAAUGAUGUGCCUGAAAUUCUGGAUCAGCAUAUUGGAAGAGGAGAAGUGAUACAACGGAUUUGGAGGGGCCAAAUGGGGGCAUCUGCUGAAGAGGGUGAAAAAGUGGCCAAGGAAAAGCUUCCAAAUGGAAAAGAUGUGAAGGUGCGGAAGAAACGUGAAGAAAGCAACAUUGAGGUCAUUAAGGAGAAUGUCAGUGGAUGUUGCCAGGGUGCUAAUGGCGUCUCAUGCUGCAGAGAUGGAAGUUCUGGAGUAAGUGAAGAAAAGAAGGUGGAGGGAAGCACUAAAGCAUAUGAAAAGAAGGGGCUAGGUGGUAAACUGUCAAGCUUGAUUGCAUCAUUGGAUCAAGGUGAUGUUCUUGCAGCUUGUGCCGUGGUUGGAGCAGUUGCAACUAUUGCACUGGCCUAUAGCUUAUAUAAAAGGUCAGGCUGAAAUAUGCCUUUGUACACAUUAUAUUAGUAUUUGCUUGCGGGUGCACAUGCCCUUGCUUUUUUGUAGGCAGAUCCGGUGACACUGAAAAUAAUCAUCCAAGCCACAUCUUCGGAGACUGAUACAUAUAUGUUUUUGUUUUAAGGGUGGAUAUCUAUCCAGAAUUUGACAGGUAAGGAUGAAACGUGAUCCUCUCCAUUUCUCGAUUCCUAGACAUUCUAAGAAUGAUGCAACAUUUGGUUAAUGUUCUUAUUAGUCUGGAAAUAGUUUCAAUAACACUUGAUUAAAUUGGUUUCUGGUACAUCGUUGCUACGAUAUUGUUCUAUGACUAAAUGUUGCUGGAUUCUAACAUAUAUCAUGGAUUGUUGUAUUUAUCUUGUUGGAUAAUAUGGUAACUGUUAUAUGA